This is a messenger RNA of Radiomyces spectabilis, 4347 nucleotides long. Its product is annotated as ABC-2 type transporter-domain-containing protein. Gene Ontology annotation, cellular component: membrane. The transcript is spliced from 7 exons. The record is from RefSeq and is a predicted model, not a curated record. Gene Ontology annotation, biological process: transmembrane transport. Bases 1 to 4347 code for a protein of 1448 amino acids. Gene Ontology annotation, molecular function: ATP binding; ATP hydrolysis activity; ABC-type transporter activity. Lineage: Eukaryota; Fungi; Mucoromycota; Mucoromycetes; Mucorales; Radiomycetaceae.
AUGGAGAAAGAAGAAAAUACAACGUACAUCAACAAACGAAGGUCUUCCGACUCGGCUUCCACCAUUGCCCCUGUUCAGUCCGGUGUAUUCACCGGUCACGAAAGCAGCUUUGGUGAGCCGAACGCUAAUGCAGUCAAUAUCGAAGCUGCGUUUCACGAAUUCGAAGAUCUUAAACGUGAAUUAACCCACAUCAGUCGCAAAACCACCAAUCCAAGCCGUCUUGAAAAUGGCGACACGGACGAGUUCAAUCUUAAAGAGUUUUUGCACGAUCUUUCCAAGAGUCGUGAUGCGGCGGGACACACACCUAAACAUCUGGGAGUUAUUUGGAAAAAUCUGACAGUCGAGGGCCUCGGAGCCGAUGCAUACACCAUCCCCACGGUGCUCAGCGACACCCUCAAGGUUCUUCAAUUCUGGCGCUAUCUUGGUCUCGGUGGCAAAUCAAGAAGCAAAAAGACCAUUCUUCGUGAUCUUAGCGGUUUUGUCAAAGAAGGCGAAAUGUUGCUUGUCCUUGGCCGUCCCGGAGCGGGGUGUACAAGUCUUCUUAAAGUUAUCUCGAAUCUGCGCGGAUCAUUUACCAAUGUCGCAGGUACUGUAAGCUACGGUGGCAUUGAUCAUGCUACCUUUGCCAAACGGUACCAGGGUCAAGUAUGCUACAAUGGCGAAGAAGACCAACACUAUCCCACAUUGACCACCAAGCAAACUUUGCAAUUCGCUUUACGCACCAAAACCCCCGGAGCUCGAUUGCCCAACGAAUCCAAGAAGGAGUUUGUCAACCGUGUACUGUUCACGCUCGGUAACAUGCUGGGCUUGACCAAGCAAAUGAAUACCUUGGUCGGAAAUGCGUUUGUCCGUGGUCUCUCGGGUGGCGAAAGAAAACGCCUUUCAAUCGCCGAACAAAUGACUACCGAAAGUACCAUCAACUGCUGGGAUUGCUCCACGCGAGGUCUCGACGCCGCCUCCGCUUUGGACUAUGUUCGCUCGCUGCGCAUCAUGACCGAUAUUUUCCAAAAGACUACCAUUGCCACCUUAUACCAAGCAUCCAACAGUAUUUUUGACCUGUUUGACAAGGUGCUCUUGCUCGACGAUGGUUACUGCAUGUACUUUGGUCCCGUUGAUGCCGCCAAAGAAUAUUUUGAAUCCAUGGGCUUCUACUCUCCUCCUCGCAAAUCCGUGCCUGAUUUUCUCACCGGCCUUUCCAAUCCUCUUGAACGAGAAGCCAAACCAGGUUUCGAACACCGCGUGCCUCAAACCGCGGCGGAAUUCCAAGAACGCUACUUGGCCUCAGCCAUCCACACCCAGAUGAUGGAACAGCUGGACGCCUACGAACGAGAAUUGGAACGCGAACAACACGCUAACAUCUUCCGAAAAGCUAUGGACGAAGAACAUCAGAAACGCGCAUCCAACAAAUCCCCUUACACCGCAUCCUUUUAUCAGCAAGUCAAAGCACUCACUAUCCGCCAGUACCAUCUCCUCAUCAAAGAUAAAGAAGCCCUUGUUUCCCGCUACGGUACCAUUAUCGUCCAAUCCUUGAUCAUGGCCUCCUGCUUUUACAAAAUGCCUCAUGAUGGCACUGGAGCCAUGGCUCGCGGUGGUGCUAUUUUCUUUGUCAUUCUAUUCAACACCCUGGUAUCUCAAACGGAGCUCAUCAGCUUUAUGAUGGGAAGACCGAUUCUGGACAAGCAUAAGCAAUACGCACUGUAUCGGCCAUCGGCUUUCUAUCUGGCGCAGGUUAUUAUGGAUAUCCCCUAUGCUGUCGUGCAAGUCAUUAUCUUCGAACUGUUGGCUUAUUUCAUGAUGGGUUUUAACCUGGAUGCUGGUCGAUUCUUCACCUUCUUUAUUGUGAUCGUCUUCGCCAAUUUGGCAUUCAAUGGCUUUUUCCGUGUCUUUGGUGCCAUGACCAACAGUUUCUUUAUUGCUUCCCAGGUCUCGGGCGUUUGCAGUAUUGCCGUCUACACCUACUGUGGCUACUUUAUCACCGAACCUUUCAUGCAUCCGUGGCUCUCUUGGAUCUAUUAUUUAAGCCCGGCUGCUUACGGCGUGAAAGCGGUCAUUUCCAAUGAAAUGAAAGGUCAAAUUUACACCUGCGAAGGUCCUGGUAACUCGGUACCUUAUGGUCCAGGCUAUGACGAUUGGCAGUACAAGGUUUGCACCAUGAAGGGUGGUCGUGCUGGAGAAAACUUUGUCCUUGGCGACAACUAUCUCCGCGAAGCCCUGAACUUUGAACCUUCAGAUAUCUGGGCUCCUGAUUUCCUGGCAAUUGUUGCCUUCUUCCUUGGAUUCACAAUCAUCAUUGCCUUAGCCAUGGAAUUUUUCGGCGGCGCCACCGGGGGUGGAUCGCUCACCAAGCUGUACAAGCCCGGCAAAGCCCCUAAACUUGCCACAACCCCUGAAGAAGAAGCCGAAAGACGUCGUCAGCAAGCCGAAGCCACCCAGGAAAUGGAUGCCAUUGCUACCGGCACCACCUUUUCUUGGCAUCACAUUGAUUAUACUGUCCCCAUCAAGGGUGGCCAAAUCCAGUUACUGAACGAUAUCAGCGGUAUUGUCAAACCCGGUCAUCUCACCGCCCUCAUGGGCUCCUCUGGAGCCGGCAAAACUACCUUACUGGAUGUCUUGGCCCGUCGAAAGACAUUGGGCAAAGUCGAAGGAAAUGUGUACCUGAACAGCGAAGCCCUCAUGAACGACUUUGAACGUAUCACUGGUUAUUGCGAACAAAUGGAUGUCCAUCAGUCCGCUGUCACAGUGAGAGAAAGUCUGCGGUUCUCGGCCUACCUUCGGCAACCUGCCGAGGUGUCCACGGAAGAAAAGAACGCCUACGUCGAAAAAAUCAUCCACCUUUUAGAAAUGGAAGAUAUCGCCGACGCUCAAAUCGGUGAUCCUGACUCUGGCUUCGGUAUCUCUGUGGAAGAACGCAAACGCCUGACUAUCGGUGUGGAACUCGUAGGCAAGCCUCAACUUUUAUUCUUGGACGAACCUACCUCCGGAUUGGACGCUCAGAGUUCGUACAACAUCAUCCGAUUUAUCCGCAAACUGGCCGAUGCAGGUUGGCCCGUGUUGUGUACCAUCCAUCAACCUUCGGCAAUCCUGUUUGAUUAUUUUGACCACCUGUUGCUUCUCGUACGCGGAGGUCGCACCGCUUAUUACGGCGAAAUCGGAAAGGAUGCACGUACGAUGAUCAACUAUUUCGAAUCCCACGGUGGUCCUCUUUGCUCACCCGAAGCGAACCCGGCCGAAUACAUUCUGGAAGUCGUCGGUGCCGGUACCGCGGCCAAAUCGACCCUUAACUGGGCCGACAUUUGGGCUAAUUCCGAUGAAGCCAAGGCUUUGGAACAAGAACUCGAUCAGAUUCAUCAGAACGCGGUGCAGCAACCGACACGCAAAGCAUUGACGUAUGCCACUUCGUUGGGUACCCAAUUAUGGCUCGUUCACAAGCGCAUGGCUCUGGCUUACUGGCGUUCGCCUGACUACAACAUUGGUCGAUUUAUUACGUGUAUGGCCAUCUCCUUGCUCACAGGUUUCACCUACUGGAAAAUGUCCAUGACUUCUUCCGACAUGAUGAACCGUAUCUUUGCCCUAUACAUCUCCUUCAUCAUGGCCUAUAUCCUGAUCGUCGUGGCUCAACCGAAAUUCAUGUCGGAACGCUUGUACUUCCGUCGCGAAUACGCUUCCCGUUACUAUGGAUGGAUCCCGUUUUCUUUGUCGAUUAUCUUGGUGGAAACGCCGUACAUCAUCUUCUUGUCGGCCUUUUACAUGUUUGGCUUUUACUGGACGGCCGGCCUAAAGACCACGAGCUUGGCCAUGGGCUACUUUUACUUGAUGCAGACUCUGUUUGUAUUCUGGUCCGUCACCCUGGGCUUUGUCAUUGCUUCCAUUUCCGAGAAUCCGACGGUGGCUGCCGUGUUGAAUCCCUUGAUCGUCUGUAUCCUUGUCUUGUUCACAGGCUUGAUGCAAACGGUGACGGCCAUGCCCCAUUUCUGGAGUUCGUGGAUGUACUGGCUAGAUCCUUUCCAUUACUAUGUUGAAGGUCUGGUGGUAAAUGAAUUAUCAGGACUCAAGGUCUCUUGCAACGAUAAGGACAUGGUGAAAUUCUUGCCUCCACCGAAUAUGUCGUGUGGUGACUAUCUCAAGCCCUUCUUUGAACAUGCCACGGGUUAUCUUGCCAAUCCCAAUGCUACGCAACCCGAGUAUUGCAACUAUUGUGCUUUUUCGACCGGUGAUGAGUAUCUCAAGACGUUCUCCUGGGAUGUGGCCAACCAGUGGCGCAAUAUCGGCAUCAUCAUUGCAUUCUUCAUUUUCAACGUCUUUGUCUUCCUCGCCAUGGUGUACUGGAAGAGAAAGCCUCGCAGAUAA